AUGCAUCUCCCCACCCUCUUCGUCGCCGCCUCGGCCAGCUUGCUCUCCGUCACCUCCGCCGGCCAGGUUAACUUCUACUCCGACACAAACUGCCAGAACUACAUCGGAGAAUCGCACCCAGGCUCAUUUCAGACUACCGGAGGUCCAGCUGGUUCAUUCUCCGCAUUGUGGGUCUCCUGGGAUCAGCAGUCUUGCAGCAGCACCUGUGGCCCGCUGAUCAUCUGCGGCGAUUCGAAUUGUAGCCGCCGCAGAGCCGUGGGACGCGGACAAUGCGUUAGCUUCAACACAGGCGUGUGGGCGAGAAAUGGGUGCGGGCAGGACAUGUGUGGAAAUGCCUAG
Molecule: messenger RNA, 339 nt
Organism: Trematosphaeria pertusa
Lineage: Eukaryota; Fungi; Ascomycota; Dothideomycetes; Pleosporales; Trematosphaeriaceae
Exons: 2
Coding region: 1-339 (112 amino acids)
Source: RefSeq, a predicted model, not a curated record